Ogataea philodendri is the source of this 675-nucleotide messenger RNA. RefSeq lists its product as uncharacterized. The record is from RefSeq and is a predicted model, not a curated record. Gene Ontology annotation, cellular component: mitochondrial large ribosomal subunit; ribosome. Lineage: Eukaryota; Fungi; Ascomycota; Pichiomycetes; Pichiales; Pichiaceae. The coding region runs from base 1 to 675 and encodes 224 amino acids. The transcript has a single exon. Gene Ontology annotation, molecular function: structural constituent of ribosome. Gene Ontology annotation, biological process: mitochondrial translation.
AUGGGACGUCUGAGACCGUUCCCGCAAAAAAAACCGCCUACUGUUCCAAGAGAAGAGCGUGCAACACGGUCCAAGAAGAUCGUUGAGCUUGUUCGCAAGGCCAUCGAGAACGACGAGCCACAUUUCUCUGUUGGUGCCAAAAAGCUGUAUUUUCCCUCUGCGAGAGUUGUUUUGCUUCGUCCCAACGCCAAGCAGACGCCAUAUCAAGCCAAGUUCCUUGUUCCCAAGUCAUUCAACAAGAUGGACAUGAGAGACUACUUGUACCACAUCUAUGGCUUGCGGGUGUUGAACGUCACCGUGGCGCUCACCCCAGCUAAAUGGGAAUUCCCGCUCGGCAGAGGAAUCAGUUCCAGACACAGAAAGCCACAGAAGAAGAAGAUGACCGUGGAUCUGAUAGAUCCGUUUGUGUGGCCAGAAGAGACAGAAUACUUCAAGACCCAGGCCGAGUACAUCGAGCAAAGAGACGCAUAUUCCAGAGACAAGGCCAACGCAGUUGGAUCCGACGUGGAAAAGCCAUCCAAAGCGUUUGGCGGAAUCAUCGACCAGCAACCACAGCCAAAGAACUUUGUUCCAAAAUUGGUGGAGAAACAGAUGAGAAACGCCAAGAACAAGGUGGUGUUCCGGGAAAAACAGGCUAAGAUCGAAAGACUUGUUACCCAGCAUAUACAGCUAUAA